AUUACUAAUAAAAAUACAAAAUUUGGAGGGAGAUCAAACAAAAUUUGACGGAAUCUUCAAAACAGGCUUUGAAUCCUAAUACACUGGGUCCCUUCUUGUCUGUAAGAUAAGAGCGACAAGACCUCCACAACAUGAUGUGAUUAAGAACAAAGGCUGAGGGUGAGCCUACCGCGUCCCAGUGCCUCAAAUAAAUUCCUUCCUUAUAGCACGAGGUAUCUAUCUUCUACACUUCGCAUGUGCAGGAACCCAAAGUUGAGAACGCUCAGGUUCUCCUUCUCCAUUUGAAACUCCGUAACCCGGUGAUAAGGUACGGGCAACUCCACUGUCAAUUAUCCGGGUGUGGAUUAUUUUUCUUCUAGCUGCACUUUGCGUGGCUACAGACGCUGAUAAUGGCCGCUACGACUCUUGAGAAAUCCAAUCCUAAACUAUAACUGCGCUUCAGGACGAAGCUGGACGUUUUCUAUCCCCAACCUCAGUGAAGCAAAGGUCGCUGCGAAACGCAAACCCCACCUACCCGCGCCAUCUUAGCUGCUACGCACGACGCUACGCGCAGCGGAGAGCGCCGUCGAUUGGCUGGGACGCGGAGGCGAGGCGCGCGAAGCCAGAGACCGGAGGGUACGCUGGAGGAGCCGGAGGAACUACAAUCCCAGCCUUCCUUGCGCGUGCGCCAGCGAACCUGAAGCGAAAGACCUCGGUUUGCGUUGGACUACAAUUCCUACCAGCCCCAUGCGAUACCGGCCCUUUCCUUUCAAAAAGCGUAAGAAAAGGACAGGAUGAAUGGAGGGCCUUUGGUGCCCGUUCUUCGAAAGGCGGGAAAGACGAACUACAUCUCCCGAUUGGCAACGCGCGCCUGCGCCUGCGUUCUGGUACCUGUCGCCAUCUUGCCCCUUCUGAGGCACCGCAAACAAACCCUAUUCCUGGUGUCCCCUAGUCUUGGCGGAGGAGCCUUUUAGAUGAGCCCCGAAAGGCUGGGCAGGGAGGAGAAGCUCUUUGGGGCUACCAAACAUAAGCAGCAAUGCCUGUUGUGUGGCCAACCCUUUUGGAUCUCAGCAGGGAUGAAUGCAAAAGGAUUCUUCGAAAAUUGGAAUUGGAGGCAUAUGCCGGAGUUAUCACUGCACUUCGGGCACAGGGGGAUCUCACCAAGGAAAAGAAAGAUCUUCUUGGAGAACUCUCAAAAGUUCUUAGCAUCUCAACAGAACGCCACCGUGCUGAAGUUCGGAGAGCAGUAAACGAUGAACGGUUAACAACAAUUGCACAUAAAAUGAAUUUAUCCUUAUAUUUGGGUGAAAGACCAAGUUACAGUAUGUCUGGACCUAAUAGCUCUUCAGAAUGGUCCAUUGAAGGUCGUCGAUUGGUACCACUGAUGCCACGGCUAGUUCCCCAAACAGCCUUCACUGUAACAGCUAAUGCUGUUGCCAAUGCAGCUAUCCAGCACAAUGCAUCUCUUCCAGUGCCUGCAGAAACAGGAAGCAAAGAAGUAGUGGUUUGCUAUUCCUACACAAGUACUACGUCAACCCCAACCUCUACCCCUGUUCCAAGUGGCAGCAUAGCAACGGUUAAGUCUCCAAGACCUGCCAGUCCUGCCUCCAAUGUAGUUGUCUUGCCAAGUGGAAGUACUGUUUAUGUCAAAAGUGUUAGCUGUUCAGAUGAAGAUGAAAAACCCAGAAAACGAAGGCGAACAAAUUCUUCUAGCUCCUCUCCUGUUGUCCUAAAGGAAGUUCCAAAGGCUGUUGUUCCAGUUUCAAAGACGAUCACUGUGCCUGUGAGUGGCAGUCCCAAGAUGAGCAACAUCAUGCAGAGCAUUGCCAACUCCUUACCACCCCACAUGUCUCCUGUGAAAAUAACCUUUACCAAACCUUCAACACAGACAACAAACACGACAACACAGAAGGUUAUUAUAGUGACCACAUCACCAAGUUCUACCUUCGUACCCAACAUUCUCUCCAAAUCCCAUAAUUAUGCAGCGGUCACUAAGCUUGUACCAACAUCAGUCAUUGCUUCCACAACUCAGAAGCCACCAGUUGUUAUAACUGCUUCACAGUCCUCCCUGGUCAGUAGUAGUACCAGUGGCAGCAGCAGUUCUACAUCAUCACCUAUACCUAGUACAGUUGCGGUAACAGCUGUCGUAUCCUCCACACCAUCUGUGGUCAUGUCAACAGUAGCACAAGGUGUAUCUACAUCAGCAAUCAAAAUGGCAACAACAAGGCUUCCUUCCCCCAAAAGCUUAGUGAGUACCCCGACUCAGAUUCUUGCACAGUUUCCUAAACAGCAUCAACAAUCUCCUAAGCAGCAGUUACAUCAAGUACAACAACAGACACAGCCUUCUGUAGCUCAGCCUUCUCUAGUAUCUCAUCAGCAGCAACCUCAGCAGUCUUCUUUGCCACCUGGUAUAAAACCUACCAUCCAAAUCAAACAGGAGUCAGGUGUUAAAAUCAUCACGCAACAAGUUCAACCAAGUAAAAUCUUACCCAAACCAGUGACUGCAACUCUACCCACCAGUAGCAAUUCCCCCAUUAUGGUAGUUAGCAGUAAUGGUGCAAUUAUGACAACUAAACUGGUAACUGCUCCUACUGGCACACAGGCAACAUAUACCCGGCCAACAGUGAGCCCAUCCAUAGGUCGGAUGGCUGCAACCCCUGGAGCUGCAACCUAUGUGAAAACUACCAGUGGUAGCAUCAUUACAGUAGUACCAAAAUCAUUAGCUACCUUGGGGGGCAAGAUAAUUAGCAGUAAUAUAGUUUCUGGAACAACUACCAAAAUCACUACAAUCCCAAUGAGUUCCAAGCCCAAUGUGAUUGUUGUGCAAAAAACUACAGGAAAAGGAACAACCAUUCAAGGCCUCCCAGGCAAAAAUGUUGUCACAACGUUGCUAAAUGCUGGAGGAGAAAAAACUAUUCAGACAGUGCCAACAGGAGCAAAGCCAGCUAUUAUCACUGCUACAAGACCCAUUACCAAAAUGAUUGUAACUCAGCCAAAAGGAAUAGGUUCCACAGUUCAACCCGCAGCUAAAAUCAUCCCAACAAAAAUUGUUUAUGGGCAACAAGGGAAAACACAGGUUCUCAUUAAACCCAAACCAGUGACAUUUCAGGCCACAGUUGUUAGUGAACAGACAAGACAGCUGGUAACAGAAACAUUACAGCAAGCAUCCAGGGUAGCAGAGGCUGGUAAUGCAUCUAUUCAGGAUGGAAAAGAAGAACCACAGAGUUACACAGAUAGUAGUUCUUCUUCUACAGAGUCCUCCCAGAGUUCCCAAGAUUCCCAGCCUGUAGUUCAUGUAAUUGCUUCCCGGCGUCAGGAUUGGUCAGAACAUGAGAUUGCAAUGGAAACUAGCCCCACCAUAAUAUAUCAAGAUGUAUCCAGUGAAUCACAAUCAGCUACUUCAACAAUCAAAGCUCUGUUAGAACUCCAACAGACAACAGUAAAAGAAAAGUUGGAAUCUAAACCAAGACAACCUACUAUUGACUUGAGUCAAAUGGCAGUGCCUAUUCAGAUGACCCAGGAAAAGAGACAUUCUCCUGAGAGUCCAUCAAUUGCUGUGGUAGAAUCAGAACUAGUGGCUGAAUAUAUCACUACUGAACGCACUGAUGAGGGGACAGAGGUUGCUUUUCCCCUUCUAGAUGCUGUGGCGAUUUCUGGAGAAAUAUCAUCACCUCCUCUAUUUUCAGUCAGCCAUCGCUCCCAGCCCCAACAACCUUCUCAGCCCCAGCGGACCUUACUCCAACAUGUGGCUCAGUCACAGACUGCAACACAAACUUCAGUGGUGGUGAAAUCCAUCCCAGCUUCCUCCCCUGGAGCAAUCACCCAUAUUAUGCAGCAGGCGUUAAGCAGUCACACUGCUUUUACCAAACACAGCGAGGAACUUGGAACUGAGGAGGGCGAGGUUGAAGAGAUGGACACUUUAGACCCUCAGACAGGUCUGUUUUACCGAUCUGCCCUGACUCAGUCACAGUCAGCCAAACAGCAGAAACUUAGCCAGCCCCAGCUGGAACAGACUCAGCUGCAAGUGAAAACUCUGCAGUGCUUCCAGACUAAACAGAAGCAGACCAUCCACCUGCAGGCAGACCAGCUCCAGCACAAACUCCCGCAAAUGCCCCAACUUUCCAUCAGGCAUCAAAAACUCACCCCUCUCCAGCAAGAACAAGCACAGCCUAAGCCAGAUGUACAGCACACACAGCAUCCCAUGGUGGCCAAAGACAGGCAGCUUCCUACCUUAAUGGCACAGCCCCCGCAAACUGUAGUACAGGUGCUUGCAGUGAAAACUACGCAGCAGCUCCCCAAGCUGCAGCAGGCUCCGAACCAACCAAAAAUCUACGUGCAACCCCAAACCCCCCAGAGCCAAAUGUCGCUCCCUGCCUCAUCAGAGAAACAACCGGCAAGCCAGGUGGAGCAGCCAAUUAUAACCCAAGGAUCCUCUGUUACAAAGAUAACUUUUGAGGGGCGCCAGCCUCCCACAGUUACAAAGAUAACUGGUGGCAGUUCUGUGCCUAAGCUGACAUCACCAGUUACAAGCAUAUCUCCCAUUCAGGCCUCUGAGAAGACAGCAGUUUCAGAUAUUUUGAAAAUGUCUUUGAUGGAAGCUCAGAUUGAUACAAAUGUAGAGCAUAUGGUAGUGGAUCCCCCAAAGAAGGCUCUUGCCACUAGUAUGCUCACUGGUGAAGGAGGAUCAUUACCCUCCACCCACAUGGUGGUGGCAGGGGUUGUGAAUUCCACUCCUCAGCAACAGAAAUGUAGAGAGUCCUGUUCAAAUCCAUCUGCUGUUGGCCCUCCCCUAACGACCAGGAAAAUCGAUGUACCAGGAGUGCCUACAACAGGCCAGUUCAUGCGUAUUCAGAAUGUAGGCCAAAAGAAAGCUGAAGAGAAUCCAGCAGAAAUUAUCAUCCAGGCCAUUCCCCAGUAUGCUAUUCCUUGUCACUCCAGCUCCAACGUGGUUGUGGAGCCCAGUGGGCUUCUUGAAUUAAACAACUUCACCAGUCAGCAGUUGGAUGAUGAAGAGACUGCAAUGGAACAGGACAUAGAUAGUAGCACGGAGGAGGGAACUGAGCCCAGCCCCUCUCAGAGUUCUGCCGAACGGUCCUAGUGUUUUGGAUAUAGGAGUGCACUUUAAAACCUGCUUGGUUACCAAGUGUCCAGGGAAACUCUUGAAUUCUAAUGUCAAAAAGAAAAAGAAAAAGAAAAAAAAAAAAAAAAGCACUUUGCCCGUACUUAAGCUAUGGACCCUGAAACAGCAGUAUUUCAAUAAGAUAUUGCUACAGGAAUAGCAUUUUAGCAAACU
Messenger RNA from Octodon degus (degu), 5272 nucleotides. It is a transcript of the gene Emsy, whose product is annotated as EMSY, BRCA2 interacting transcriptional repressor. NCBI's taxonomy places the organism in Eukaryota, Metazoa, Chordata, Mammalia, Rodentia, Octodontidae. The transcript has 22 exons. Gene Ontology annotation, biological process: regulation of DNA-templated transcription. Gene Ontology annotation, cellular component: nucleoplasm. The coding region runs from base 1016 to 5077 and encodes 1353 amino acids. The record is from RefSeq and is a predicted model, not a curated record.